AUGAGGACCGGGAACUGCCGACGGCGCGGGACGGCAUCAGAGCGACGAAGCGCCACUGAACAGCGCAGCACAGGAAAGAAAAACGAGGCAGCGUACACGCAAUGCCGCGACACGAGGCAGAAGGACCAGUCGGCGCCAGGAACGGGAGAGACAGAGAAGCCACGGACAACAGGCCCGGCGGGCAAGCAGAGACGGAAAGAGACAGACAAGUACUCGAGCGCCAAAGCGAAGAGGGAGUGA
Knipowitschia caucasica is the source of this 240-nucleotide messenger RNA. Lineage: Eukaryota; Metazoa; Chordata; Actinopteri; Gobiiformes; Gobiidae. The record is from the annotation of a GenBank genome assembly.